GAAAGAAAUAAGCUAAAUUAAGCAAAAGCAAAGCCUAUACAGUGACCAUAAGUGAAUCCUUCCCUUUGUUAUAUAUUGCAGCGGAGGAAGGAAACGGCGGCGCUUUGCUUCGGGGAUGACGGUGAUCAGAGAGAAAGGGGAUGAGGGAGUAGAAGGCGGCGGUUCCACGGUGUUGGUGGGUGUCAAACUUGACGCUGACAGCAAGGAAUUGCUGACAUGGGCGCUUGUCAAGGUGGCUCAGCCCGGUGAUCAGGUCAUUGCCCUUCACAUCCUUGAUUCUGCAACUGAGAGUCCGGGGUCGGUUCUGUCUCUUGUGAAGCAAUUUGAUUAUACGCUAGCGGUUUACGAAGGCUUCUGCAACCUAAAACAGGUGGAUUUGAAGCUAAAAGUGUGUAGAGGGUCAUCGCCAAAGAAGAUUCUGGUAAGGGAAGCCAAGUCUUUCGAAGCAGCUAAGCUAGUUCUGGGAACUACCAAAACCAAGAACCCGAUACAGUCGCCUACCUCCGUUGCGAAAUUUUGCGCCAAAAAGUUACCCAAAUGUUUCUCUGUUUAUGCUGUUCAGAAUGGCAAAAUCUUGUUCCAAAGGGAAGCAAUUCAGACAAUCGUGAACCGGUCACAAGACAAUGGUUCACAGGAUAAGAGCAUUGUCCGUUUAGUGUCCUUGCCGAAGAGUAUAAGAGCUGAUAAUGGCAAUUCGAAAUCUGGUUUGUUUUCGAGGCAUAAAACGUUAAAGAAGAAUUGUGAAGCCAGUGCUUCAGCAGAAAAUUCUAACUUCCAAUCUCCGGAAGAGGUAUCCUUGGUACAGUUUCAAUCGAGUGAGGAUAACGUUGUUCUGGUUAGAAAGUUGCCUGGUUGGUCGCUUCUCCGUUGGGUGUUUUUACCCAAGCGGCAUCACUCGGAGAAUUCUUCUGCAAAGAAAUCUGUGGACCAAUGGGUGUUAAAAUCACCAAGCCAGCAUUCCUCAGCUGUUGUUUAUCCUGAUCUACGGCAGAAAAAUAAUCAUUCUUCUGAUUUGGACGGAGAAACUGGUGCAAUUGUGCCAGUUGGCUGUGAGGCUAUUUGUCCUCUGUCUCCUAGUGAUUUUCCGAAAGAGCUACAAAGUUUACUUGAGAAAUCCUCUUCUUCAUAUAGAUUGUUUAGUUAUGAAGAGCUUUUGGAAGCCACCUCUAGCUUCAUGCCAGAGAAUCUGGUAGGUAGAGGUGGUAGCAGUCAUGUUUACAGAGGGUGCCUUCCCGAUGGCAAGGAACUGGCAGUGAAAAUCGUUAAACCAACUGGGAAUGCAAUCAAAGAGUUUGUUCAGGAAAUUGAGAUCAUUACGAGUUUAAACCAUAAAAGUCUCAUUUCCUUAUUUGGGUUCUGCUUUGAGGAAAACAAGUUACUUUUGGUUUAUGAUUUCCUCUCCAGGGGAAGUCUAGAAGAGAACCUAUAUGGCAAUAGGAAGGAUAACAACGCAUUUGGCUGGCAGGAGAGAUAUAAGGUGGCGGUGGGCUUAGCUGAGGCGCUUGAUUAUUUGCAUAACGGUUGUGAACAACUUGUGAUCCACAGAGAUGUGAAAUCUUCCAACAUUCUUUUGUCCGAUGAUUUUGAGCCCCAGCUGUCAGAUUUUGGACUUGCUAGUCGGGUCUCAAGUUCUGCAUCUCAUACGACUAGCAUGGAUGUUGCCGGAACCUUUGGUUACUUUGCUCCUGAAUACCUCAUGCACGGCAAAAUGAGUGAUAAAAUUGAUGUCUACGCAUUUGGCAUCGUCCUCCUAGAGCUCCUCUCUGGUAAAAAGCCCAUUGACGAUAACUGUCCAAAAGGUCAGGAGAGCCUUGUUAUUUGGGCAAAGCCAAUUUUAAAGGACAGCAAUUUCUCUCAGUUGCUAGAUCCACAGCUCGGUAGUAGCUACGAAUUUCAUCAGAUAGAAAGAAUGAUUUUAGCUGCUACCCUGUGCAUUCGACGUGCGCCACUAAUAAGGCCUCAAAUUAGCCUUAUCCUGAAGCUCCUACAGGGUGACCAGGAAGUAACAAAUUGGGCACAGAAACAAGUUAGAGAAUCAGAAGAAGUUGACACCGCAGACGAGGAUUUAUAUCCUACUAACAUGGAAUCCCAUAUUAACCUUGCAUUACUACACUUGGAAGACGGUUCGCUUUCUGCAAGCAGCAACGAACAAAGUUUCCAAAUAGAGGAUUACUUGCAAAAAAGAUGGAGCCGCUCAUUGAGCUUCGCCUAGCCAUCUCAAUGCAGGUGUGUGUCGUUUAUCGUUUAUGUGAACUUUUUUCUUUCUGCUAGUUAUUAGAUCAGGUCUUGGAAGAGAGGUGGUUUAAAAGAGCUUCCCCACCUUGACUUAGGUUGUAUUUCUAGCUCAUGAUUCCCAAUUUUAUAUAUGGGCUAGUUUUCAG
Molecule: messenger RNA, 2381 nt
Organism: Hibiscus syriacus
Lineage: Eukaryota; Viridiplantae; Streptophyta; Magnoliopsida; Malvales; Malvaceae
Product: probable receptor-like serine/threonine-protein kinase At5g57670
Exons: 11
Coding region: 116-2212 (698 amino acids)
Biological process (GO): protein phosphorylation
Molecular function (GO): protein kinase activity; ATP binding
Source: RefSeq, a predicted model, not a curated record